GGAGGCGGCGGCCGGGUAGGAAGAGGAGGAGGCGGAGGCGUUCGCGGCGUUCACCCGCCAGCCUGUUCGCUCGGUUUCCCCGCCCCCGCCGGUCUCGCCGUGGCUGAAGGGAGCUGAAUCUGUGCUGUCGUAGCCUGACCUCAUCCUGGCCGGCUACUGUAAGACCGGAUCCGCAUCCAAACCAACAUCCCUUUCGGGGCGUCUGCGGCGCGGUCUCCGCUGGGCGCAGGCGGGCGGCCCAGGUUCCUGAAGGUUACCGAGUGCAUGAGCUCCUAGCCUCCCGCGCUGCCCCGCCCGCCGGCCCGCGGGCCCGCCCGCCGGCUCGCCCGCCCGCCCCUUGGCGCCCGACGGUGGCGGCGGCGGCGGAGACGGCCGCAGGAGGCGCCGUCUCCCUCCCAGGUGCGCGCUUCGCUCCCGGAGCCGCGGCACUCGGAGGCCGCCAUGGCGUCCAACAUGGACCGGGAGAUGAUCUUGGCCGAUUUUCAGGCAUGUACUGGCAUUGAAAAUAUUGAUGAAGCUAUUACACUGCUUGAACAAAAUAAUUGGGACUUAGUGGCAGCUAUCAAUGGUGUAAUACCCCAGGAAAAUGGCAUUCUACAAAGUGACUAUGGAGGUGAAACUAUACCAGGACCUGUAUUUGAUUCAGCAAGUCAUCCAGUUCCAGCUCCUGCUCCCUCUUCCUCAUCGGCAUUUCGACCUGUAGUGCCAUCUAGGCAGAUUGUAGAAAGGCAACCUCGGAUGCUGGACUUCAGGGUUGAGUACAGAGACAGAAAUGUUGAUGUGGUUCUUGAAGACAGCUGUACUGUUGGAGAAAUUAAACAGAUUCUAGAAAAUGAACUCCAGAUACCUGUGUCUAAAAUGCUGUUGAAAGGCUGGAAGACUGGAGAUGUGGAAGACAGUACGGUCUUAAAAUCGCUACAUUUGCCAAAAAACAACAGUCUUUAUGUUCUUACACCAGACUUGCCACCACCUUCAUCAUCUAGUCAUACUGGUGCCCUGCAGGAGUCAUUAAAUCAAAACUUCAUGCUGAUCAUCACCCACCGAGAAGUCCAGCGGGAGUACAACCUGAACUUCUCAGGAAGCAGUACCAUUCAAGAGGUAAAAAGAAACGUGUAUGACCUUACAAGUAUCCCUGUUCGCCAUCAGUUAUGGGAGGGCUGGCCACCUUCUGCCACAGAUGACUCAAUGUGUCUUGCUGAAUCAGGACUCUCUUAUCCCUGCCAUCGACUGACAGUGGGAAGAAGAUCCUCACCUGCACAGACCCGGGAGCAGUCUGAGGAGCAAAGCACCGAUGUUCAUAUGGUUAGUGAUAGUGAUGGAGAUGACUUUGAAGAUGCUCCUGAAUUUGGGGUGGAUGAUGGAGAAGUAUUCGGCAUGGCAUCAUCUGCCCUGAGAAAAUCUCCAAUGAUGCCAGAAAACGCAGAAAAUGAAGGAGAUGCCUUAUUACAAUUUACAGCAGAGUUUUCUUCAAGAUAUGGAGACUGCCAUCCUGUAUUUUUUAUUGGCUCAUUAGAAGCUGCUUUUCAAGAGGCCUUCUAUGUGAAAGCCCGAGAUAGAAAGCUUCUUGCUAUCUACCUCCACCAUGAUGAAAGUGUAUUAACCAACGUGUUCUGCUCACAAAUGUUAUGUGCUGAAUCUGUUGUCUCAUAUCUGAGCCAAAAUUUUAUAACCUGGGCUUGGGAUCUGACAAAGGAUGCCAAUAGAGCAAGAUUUCUGACGAUGUGCAAUAGACACUUUGGCAGUGUUGUUGCACAGACCGUUCGGACUCAAAAAACAGACCAGUUUCCACUUUUUCUGAUUAUUAUGGGAAAGCGAUCAUCUAACGAAGUGUUAAAUGUGAUACAAGGUAACACAACAGUGGAUGAGUUAAUGAUGAGACUCAUGGCUGCAAUGGAGAUCUUCACAGCACAGCAACAGGAAGAUAUAAAGGAUGAGGAUGAACGUGAAGCCAGAGAAAAUGUGAAGAGAGAGCAAGAUGAGGCCUAUCGCCUUUCACUUGAAGCUGACAGAGCAAAGAGGGAAGCUCAUGAGAGAGAGAUGGCAGAACAGUUUCGCUUGGAGCAGAUUCGAAAAGAACAAGAAGAAGAGCGGGAGGCCAUUCGGCUCUCCUUAGAGCAAGCCCUGCCUCCAGAGCCAAAAGAAGAAGAUGCUGAGCCUGUUAGCAAAUUGCGGAUCCGGACCCCCAGUGGAGAGUUCCUGGAGCGGCGUUUCCUGGCCAGCAAUAAGCUCCAGAUUGUCUUUGAUUUUGUAGCUUCCAAAGGAUUUCCAUGGGAUGAAUUCAAGUUACUGAGCACCUUUCCUCGGAGAGACAUAACCCAGCUGGACCCAAAUAAAUCAUUAUUGGAGGUAAAGUUGUUCCCUCAAGAAACCCUUUUCCUUGAAGCAAAAGAGUAAACACGGCCCAGUGGUGGACCCCGCCGUCCCUUGACAAGCAGAGGCCCACAUCAGGAGAAGGGCUCUUUGCCAUCCCACCUACACGCUCGUCUCACAGAGUUCAAUGUCACACUUCUGCCUCUUGCAAGAUUGCUGGAAAAAAAAGUAAUAAUAAACAUAGCUACUUAAAAUGUC
This is a messenger RNA of Phyllostomus hastatus (greater spear-nosed bat), 2568 nucleotides long. It is a transcript of the gene FAF1, whose product is annotated as Fas associated factor 1. Gene Ontology annotation, molecular function: NF-kappaB binding; ubiquitin binding. The transcript has 19 exons. NCBI's taxonomy places the organism in Eukaryota, Metazoa, Chordata, Mammalia, Chiroptera, Phyllostomidae. Bases 442 to 2394 code for a protein of 650 amino acids. Gene Ontology annotation, cellular component: nucleus; endoplasmic reticulum. The record is from RefSeq and is a predicted model, not a curated record.